Molecule: messenger RNA, 933 nt
Organism: Durio zibethinus
Lineage: Eukaryota; Viridiplantae; Streptophyta; Magnoliopsida; Malvales; Malvaceae
Source: RefSeq, a predicted model, not a curated record
UCUCUCCUCGGUCUUCUUUCCCUCCGCUGCUAGGCUGUUCCCAUCCAUCAGCAUCUGCUAGUUCUCUGUUUUUUGCUUCACCAAAAGAUGUCUGAAUUUUCUUUGGCUUCAACAACUGCCAAGAAUAAAACUCACUUGUCAAGUCUUUUGCUCUCUGACUUUAUGCUCUUUUGUUCUUUCGUUCUCUCUCAUCCUCUCUAUUUCUCUUACUUCAUCUUCUUCUCUCCUUACCUAUUCAAGAUUUUCUCUUUUCUUUCACCCCUCUUUGCCACCACUACUCUUUUGCUUCUUGCCUUUUUCACUCUUACUCCCAGCUUUGUCAGCACAGCUGGCUCGUGCCACCUCGAAUUACCAGAAUCCAAGCUUGAAGCGUAUAAGAUCGUGUUUGAAACGUCAACUACUCUUGAAAUUACAGAAACCCCCGUUGAAGUUUUGGAGAUGCAGGAGGCCAAAGAAGAUUGCUUGCAAGCGGUUGAACUUGAAGCUUCCACUGACAAGGGUGUAGAUGUACCUGAAACAUUUAUGAGUGGUACUUUAGAUGAAAAAUCAGCGGAGAUUACGCGUCCGGGAACUAAUCAGGUAAAGGCAGUAGUGAAGAUCUUUGAAGACUUCUUGCAAGAAAAGGAGGGGGUCGGAGCUUUGUCGUCUAAAAAGAGAGAAAAAGAAGUCAAGUCACUAAGCGUUGAGUCCAAUAAAGGUGAGGAACAAAAAGAAGAAGAAUUCAUGAGAAGUGGAUCCAAGGCAAUGAGAAAUAAAAUAAGUGAUCCUAAAAUGAGUGUUGAUAAUGGCGGGGAGCAGCAUGCUGCCAAAGCAAUGGUGAAUUCCCAAAGAGUGAUCAGAGCUAAUUGGAGUACGGAAAACGAUGGAGAUAAAGGUGAGGAACAAAAAGAAGAAGAAUUCAUGGGAAGUGGAAUCCAAGGCAAUGGGGAAUAA